This is a messenger RNA of Marasmius oreades (fairy-ring Marasmius), 1572 nucleotides long. RefSeq lists its product as uncharacterized. Gene Ontology annotation, cellular component: catalytic step 2 spliceosome. Gene Ontology annotation, molecular function: ubiquitin-ubiquitin ligase activity; peptidyl-prolyl cis-trans isomerase activity. The transcript is spliced from 10 exons. Gene Ontology annotation, biological process: protein folding; protein peptidyl-prolyl isomerization; protein polyubiquitination. The record is from RefSeq and is a predicted model, not a curated record. Lineage: Eukaryota; Fungi; Basidiomycota; Agaricomycetes; Agaricales; Marasmiaceae. Bases 1 to 1572 code for a protein of 523 amino acids.
AUGGGUCACGGAAAUUCCAACAAACUCUAUAUCACCCAUGCAGAACAUACGGGAAUGUUUGGCUCUCAUUCAGCCUCUACAGGCUACCAAGCUAAAACACAGGCGCACGCGGCUGCACGAACUCCCUUUGAUUGUUGCGCACUAUCUUUCCAGCCUUUCACGCAUCCAGUUUGCGCCAGAAAUGCUGACGGAACGGGACACGUUUUCGACUUGGUGAAUAUCAUACCGUGGCUCAAGCAACAUAACAAUACUCAUCCCAUAACCAAAGAACCUCUCACACCUGCCGAUCUCAUAACAUUGCAUUAUUCACGCAAGGAAGCGUCAGGCGAAAUACACGACCCAAUAUCCUUCAAACCGUUCAACGAGCACUCCCACAUUGUAGCCAUUGCGACAACAGGCAACGUAUUUCUCGCGGAGAGUAUCAAAGGGGGGAAGGAUUUGGUGAAUGAUGUGCCGUUCAAAAAACAGGACGUGAUUACUUUACAGAACCCUCACGGUUUCACCCCCAUGUCUGUUCCAACCGCGUCGACAUCCACCAACACCGCCAAGACUGCUAUAGCGACGAAACCUGCUCCAAAGCCGGCUCAACCAGCAUUAGUCAAAACCAAAGACGCCGUACCUUGGAAUAUCUCACCUUACUCGAGCGGACUUCCGGGUGCAUCGCUAACUUCCACCUCUGUGGAUCCUCAAACAGCAAGUGGAAAUUCCAGCAAGUUGCUUUGGGACGAAGAAGAGCUCAUGUUUGAGGAAAUAUCGAACCCCCCUAAAGGUAAAGGAAAGGAAAAGGAUGUUGGGAAACGUCGUGCGUACGUCCGGGUGGUCACAAGUUUGGGAGGGGGUAGCUUGAAUCUCGAACUAUAUUGUGAAAAAGCCCCGAAAACCUGCUAUAACUUCCUCAUGUUGGCUCGGGCUGGAAAAUACGAUAACUGCCUGUUCCAUCGCCUAAUACCAGGCUUUAUGGCUCAAACCGGUGAUCCAACUGGGACCGGCGCUGGAGGAGAGUCCUAUUGGGGUACACCCUUCCGAGAUGAGUAUGACCUGAAAGGUGCUGCGAAGCACGAUAGCCGAGGAGUGGUGGCGAUGGCCAACAAGGGUGCCAGUAGCAAUGGGUCACAGUGGUAUAUUACCUUCAAAGCGACUCCCCAUCUGGACCGGAAACAUACAGUGUUCGGAAAAUUAGUGGGUGGUGAAGAUGUUUUGAAUACCUUGGAGAAACUACCGCGGAAAGAGGGUACAGAACGUCCCGCGAAGCCGGUAAAGAUUACAGAGGUCAUUAUCUACCAGGACCCUUUCGAGGAGUACAAAACCCGGCUUGCUAAGAAGCUCGCGCGACGAGAGGCAAACCAGAACGGAACUAUCGUUGAAAAGGCACCCGAGAAGAAGCCAGCUGACGACACAAAUUGGUUCGGUCUCAAGAUUGGCGGAGAAGCAGCCUCCACUAGUGGUAAAGCUGGGGGAGGCGUUGGUAAAUAUCUGAAUUUGAAGCGGGCACAAGAUGGAAGUGCCAGCAAUGAGGUGGAAGAACCCAGAAAGAAACGAAAACUUGGUUUUGGAGACUUUGAGGGUUGGUAG